AUGUUGAUGCUGGCCGACCACAAGCCAUUCCACGUCGUGUGCGACGCGAGCGAAUUUGCAAUUGGCUGUGCGUUAAUGCAGUUUGACGACGAGGGACGCGAACGAGUGGGGAAUUACCAGCCGCGUCAACUGAAGCCAGCGGAACGCAACUACCCCGUUCACGACAACGAGCUGCUGGCCAUGCGUUACGCGCUCAUCAAGUUCCGCAUCACGCGUCGCUGCGGACAGCGACGAAUGCCCACAUCUGUCCCAGCGCAUGGCGCGCUGUCGCGUCGACCAAACUACGUGCAGUCGGGCCGCCAUGUAAUUGGUGACGAGGAUGACGAUGAAUGCGCUGUGUGCAUCGCAGAAGGUGCCGCUGCUGUGGAGGUCACAGCGACAAGUACGCUUCGAGAUUCGAUUACGUCCUCGUACGAGGCAGAUGCGUCAUUCUCUGAGAUGAUCAAGUACCUCAAAGACCCUUCAGACACGGCGCGUCGCCGGUUGACCUCAUGCAGUCGCGCUCGCAUCGACCGCUACACCCUGGACGGCAGUCUGUUGACCUACUGCAUCGAUCGCGCGGAUUCACCACGCGUGGUCGUCCCGCUGGACGACGAGCUUCGCGCGCGCCUGAUUCAAGAGUUUCAUGAUACCCCGAGCGGUGGGCUUCUCGGAUGCGAGAAAACCUCCGCGUCGUGGCCCGAGAUUUCUAUUAUCCCCACAUGUACAAGUGGGUCCGGAAGUGGGUGCGCUCGUAUGAAGCGUGCCAACGUGUGA
Messenger RNA from Phytophthora megakarya, 756 nucleotides. The record is from the annotation of a GenBank genome assembly. Lineage: Eukaryota; Oomycota; Peronosporomycetes; Peronosporales; Peronosporaceae.